AUGACGCCACAAGAAACCGGAGCCGACGAUCUCGGUUCCCAGGAUCGGGGAGUCGCUGAAAAUAACAACACUGCCGACUAUUCUACCGUGCAUCCCCAACCCCCCACCAACAUCGCUGCCCGUGGUUCUUAUCGCAGAUGGGAUCUGCCAAAGGAGCUUCGUGUCAUAAAUAAUUUUGAUGGCCCACCAUAUUCGCGGUGCAAAGUCUCCGCCAAACUGGCAACCAAGUACCUGUCAUUUGCCAGAGAGUCUGACUUCAUCUCUUAUGCCAAUGAUGUCCUUCCAGGUAUCGUGGGACCGGCCAUAGACGUGUUGGUAUCAGACAACUUUGCGGAAAAGAUUCUAGAGUACGAUGACAGUUCUUUCGCCCGGGGAACAAAUGGUGGCAAUGACGAACUGAAUGAACAUCUUUCAAAGCUUGAUGGGCUGCAUCUGCAUAGCAAGGCAUUCUAUCGUGAAAGAGCACUUUGCCCAGGAGACGUUCUGCGUUUUUACAUGAAGGAAAAAAAGCUGCGCGACUGGCUCGAUACUUUUACUACUCUCCUCACCGAACCGAAGCUGCUUCCGCCCAUUCGAACAGGCUUCCAUGAAGAUCAGAUACAAACAUUUAUCCUUGCUCAUGCUGUGCAAAUCCUACUUUUUGCCCCCAUACAGUGGCAUCAAGGUGCAAGAUAUAAGUGCACGGACUCUUAUUCUCGUCGGUUUCCGCUUGGAUACCCCGAAUCAGGUCCGGAUGAUAUAACAGUCUGUGGCAAGUAUAGUCCGACGACCUGCACCGAGCUGUCCUUCUCGUGUUCUUUCUUGUUCAACAGCGGCCUGGAAAAGCCCUUUGCCUUCCAGAAGCUCCCUCGAGAAAUACAACUCUAUAUUAUCGAACUCGCAACUUCACCCAAGGUCACGCCAACUGUAGAAGGGGGGGUUAGAUGGCUGCGAGCCUUCAGCAAGAUUCGGUGUACAUCCGAAGACUCACUUCUAGCUCUGAAGUUGUCGUCUCGGGGCUUGUAUCACCUGGUAAAGACUGCGAACUCAGUUGAAGCUAUUUGCAACUGGCAUGACUCUCGCCAAUGCCCGCCUGUUAUUUUCCGCAUGAAUUUAGAGACAGACACAUUGCGAGUAUUCCAAAUUCAUAGGAGACUUCCAAAAUAUAAGGAUAUACAUAGCUUUACUGCGCCACUCCCCUUGCGCAGGCUGCUCUUGAUCGAGUCCAGAUACGGUUAUUACAGCACCGAGGAAAGCCUCGAGACUUUCUGCAGCUCCAGCGUGGCCUGCUUUCCGGGUUUGAUGCUCGACACGCUUCCAAAGUUAGAGGAGUAUUGUUUGAUACUUCCAGCAGUAAGCCAUCGCUGGAUGAUGGACGGGCUUCCGCAAAUUAGACCUCAAGACGGCAACAACACUCCAACGCAUAUCGGCACCAAGUGGCAAUUCAACCUUCACCGCUACUACAACAUGUAUCAGGCUGGGAACGAAGUGCCAGAGGGGUACCAAAUGGGGGUUCCACCUAGCUUUUGUGACGACAGCCACCUCGACGGUACUGACCCUUCCGACCGUGUCGGGAGCAUCCCGUAUAUCGGAGAACACGGAUAUGAGCGAAGCCACGGCAUAGUUGGUGGGCUCUGGGCUGGAUUUAAAUACUUCCAAGAAAGCAAGGAAGCUUACUUUGCGCCCCUCUCAUGGACCGAAGUUGAGCCCCUGGUCAUGGGUGACUAUGGAGAGAAUGGGACUAGAGCCCUUUUUCACAACCACACUCCGCAGUUUGUAUCUAAAGUCUGGAUUGUGCGACAGGGUACGGCGGCUCCAAAGGGGUGGAUAAAGGUACAGGAUGCAGAUGAAUCAGAUCCCGCCUGGAGACACCAACUAUUGAAAACAUGGAACGCUGUGCGCUACACGUUACAUAACAUCCAGAACUCACAUGUGGGUUACCAUUACACCCUCUGUCAGAGAUAG
This is a messenger RNA of Fusarium mangiferae, 1944 nucleotides long. RefSeq lists its product as uncharacterized. The transcript has 2 exons. The coding region runs from base 1 to 1944 and encodes 647 amino acids. Lineage: Eukaryota; Fungi; Ascomycota; Sordariomycetes; Hypocreales; Nectriaceae. The record is from RefSeq and is a predicted model, not a curated record.